UUUGCUAAGUAUAUCCGGCAACGGAACGGAAGCAGCUACUCCAGUUGAGUAUAUCUGUGAAAGGGAUUUGGGUAAUUAUGGAAAUUCUGCGGCCAGCACUUAUUAAUGUUAAAGGGAGAAUUUAUCGAAAAAAUGCUGUUAGAGAGGAACAUUAUGAAGAUGAAGAGGAGGAUGAUUUCUCAUACUCUGGCCCAGCCAUUGACCAAUUUAUGGAUGAACCUUGUGACACUAGUAACAUUGAGCAGACAGACAAGGGCUUUCGCUGUGCCAUAGAUGUCCCAAGUGUCCUUUACAAGUACAUAAUUGGAAAGAAAGGCGAGACCCGGAAACGGCUGGAGUCAGAGACCCGAACUUCAAUCAGCAUUCCUAAACAAGGAGUGGAGGGACAAAUAGUGAUCACAGGCGCUCAGAAGGCGGCAGUGGUGUCAGCUGUAACACGUGUUGAGGUUUUGAUAGAGACCUUCCGCAGGAAGCAGCCUUUUUCCCACUUCCUAACCUUUGCGCUAAACCACCCCCACAUCCAGGAAGGUUUUCAGCGCUUCAAAGAUGGAGUUUUAGAGCACUGUUCUCAGGAUAUGGGCGUGGACGGAAGUGUCUUUCAAAACCCAGCUAAACUGCACCUUACUAUAGGAACCAUGGCCCUACUGAAUGAACAGGAAGUGAUGCGAGCAUGUGAGCUUCUUCAGAAGUUUCAGAGUUUCAUCAGGGAUAUAACCAAAGGGAAGCCUCUACCCUUGGAGGUGAGGGGAAUCGAAUACAUGAAUGACGAUCCCUCAAUGGUGGACGUCCUGUAUGCCAAGGUCAGCGUUCAGGAUGGCUCCAACAAAUUGCAGGUGAUAGCAGACAGGCUGGUGGAGUGUUUUGUAGCAGCAGGAUUGAUGGAUAAAGAGUGGGACAGAGUGAAACUUCACGCUACUGUCAUGAACACACUGUUCAGGAAAGAUCCCUCAGUGGAGGAUAAAGGGGGUCUGGGAAGGCACACUACAAAAGAUCGAGAAGCAUUUGAUGCCAAAAACAUUUUGGAGAUGUUUGGGGAGUUUUAUUUCGGAUCAUUUGAGUUGGACUCUGUACGGCUAUCUCAGAGGUUCUCCUCGGACUGUACAGGAUACUACUGUUCAGCUGGACAAGUCUCUUUCAUCUGACAUGCAUUCCUUAUGUAUUCACAAAUACACACCUAUUAAGAUAAACUCAUACUGAGUGUUCUUUAUUGUGGAGUUUGUUCCCCACUAUUGUGGGUUUUGAGAGCCUAAAUAGUCAGCCAUGUAGUUUGAUUACUGCUCUAAGCUUCAUGCGCCAAACAUUGUGGGGGCUUACCUUGAGGAUUAAGUAUAUCUGCUCUGAUUGAAUGCAGAUAUAAUUUAGUGAGGCAGCAGUGAACAUAUAAUGUUGCAUUAAAAUAACUAAGUAGCUUA
Molecule: messenger RNA, 1412 nt
Organism: Electrophorus electricus (electric eel)
Lineage: Eukaryota; Metazoa; Chordata; Actinopteri; Gymnotiformes; Gymnotidae
Gene: ascc1
Product: activating signal cointegrator 1 complex subunit 1
Biological process (GO): DNA alkylation repair; regulation of DNA-templated transcription
Cellular component (GO): nucleus
Molecular function (GO): RNA binding
Source: RefSeq, a predicted model, not a curated record